Molecule: messenger RNA, 1101 nt
Organism: Arabidopsis arenosa
Lineage: Eukaryota; Viridiplantae; Streptophyta; Magnoliopsida; Brassicales; Brassicaceae
Source: the annotation of a GenBank genome assembly
UUAACCGGGGAAAUUCUAAUUCCCGCCGAAAACAAAAAUCGGAGACAAAAAGUGGGAAGAGAUCAAUCAGAGAGAGUCAAAGACGAAAGCUUUAGAAAUGGAGGAAGAGCUCAAGAGCUUGAGCAAAAGCUUAGGAGGAUUCUGCAAUCAUCUUCAAAGUAGUUGUGAUGCUUUCAAUCACUCUCUCCAGCGUCGCCCUAUUCCUCUCGAUUCGGCGUCAUCCACGUUCAUCAAGGGUCUUAAUCGUCGAAUCUCUACCGCAGCUUCCGAGCUCAAUUUUCUGGAAUCUAUGUCUUUUGGUACAGUCUCCUUCGAGGAGCUUCUGGGUCACUGUAGUCAGAUCUACAAGAAUAAUCAAGACGAUCUUUUGAAUCUUCAGGACCGGCUCACAGAUUUCGGCUAUGUUCCUGGUAGAGAUGAAGAAUCUGGCUUUGGAGCAUUUGGCCAGGAGGAUUCAAAGCAUUCGAAUGAUGAUUUAGAGUCUCAUUCAUUGCAAUGUUCAAUCAAAAAAGGAUUAGACGAGGACAAUCUUCUAGAUAAUUCACUAAAUUUGAAGAACCUUGGGCUUUCAGAUGCUUGUCUUGCCUAUUUAGCUACAGAAGUUAAUGAUAAUGUGAAGGAUCCUGACACGUCUUUGAAGGAAUCAGUGAGGGGCAAACCAUUUGACACAAGUGCUCUACCUCCUCCAAAGGCGUCAGAGCUUUCCAAUGAAGAUGAGUAUGCAACACUAGAGAUGGAUAGAACUUCAGGGCCUACAUUAACAUUGAUAAAAGAAGAAUAUGAUAGUCUUCCCUCUUUUAUGAAGUCUCUAGCAUCGUGGGAGGAUCUGCUCAGUGCCGUACAGAAAUUCAACUUGGUCCUCGAUAGCAAGAAAGAAAUAAACGGAUCUUACUACUUCCGAGCAGAUGAGAUUCCGACUCUAGGACUUGGUAGGUUCAAAUCUCCCUCAUCACAUCUGCUUGUAGCACCACUAGCACUAGGCCAUAAGGAGAAAGCGUAUACGUUACUGCUGACGCGGAUGAAGAGACUUGUGGUUGAGACAACGGAUGGUGUUAUAUCUUAUAGAGUUGCAUAGUAAUCCAAUAUACAGUAAUGUUUUAC